GUAUUUUAACUGUAGCUUUUACUCACACGUGAAGGAUGGUGAACACGAAAGGUUACCGGAGGGGUACUAGGUACCUCUUCGCCAGAAAAUUCAGGCAUCACGGUGUGGAGCACCUCUCUACAUAUCUGCAGGUGUACAAGCGAGGAGACUAUGUCGACAUCAAGGGCAACGGAGCCUUCCAAAAAGGCAUGCCAUUUAAGUUCUACCACGGCAAGACGGGAAGGGUUUUCAAUGUGACACGGCAUGCAGUUGGUGUCAUCGUCAACAAGCGGGUCAGGCACCGCGUUAUUCCAAAGCGCAUCAAUGUCCGCAUUGAACACAUUAAGCACUCCAAGUGCCGACAGGAAUACCUGGAGCGCAUCAAGAAGAACCGCGUCCUCAGGGAGGAAGCCAAGAAGGCUGGCAUCAAGAUUUCCCUCAGGAGACAGCCUGAAGGCCCAAGGCCUGGACACUUUGUCAAGCUGAAUGGAAAGCAGGAGCCUGAAUUGGUGCAGCCUCUGCCUUAUGAGUUCAUUGCCUGAGCCUUUUCAUCCUGUUGAAAUAAAUAUACAAAAAAAAAAUCGUGCCGAGUUCUUC
This is a messenger RNA of Ornithodoros turicata, 576 nucleotides long. It is a transcript of the gene RpL21, whose product is annotated as large ribosomal subunit protein eL21-like. Gene Ontology annotation, molecular function: structural constituent of ribosome. The coding region runs from base 36 to 521 and encodes 161 amino acids. Gene Ontology annotation, biological process: translation. The transcript has 5 exons. Gene Ontology annotation, cellular component: ribosome; cytosolic large ribosomal subunit. The record is from RefSeq and is a predicted model, not a curated record. Lineage: Eukaryota; Metazoa; Arthropoda; Arachnida; Ixodida; Argasidae.